GUGAACGGGUAUCAGUCAAACGGACAAGCAACUGGAAUCCCACAACUUGUUAUGCUCACGCAAACGUGAUUCCUCGAAGGUACGACGCGUUAUACGUCAUCUCAGGCAAGCAUUCACCACAUCUCUCCACAUCCUGUGGCCUUCCGUGUCUCUCAUGUUUUGCAUUACCUGUACAUUAUACAUCUCGUCCUGUUACCCUUGCAGUUCGUCGUCUCCGGCAAGGAUUUGAUAUACAAGUGACAAUGAAGAAGUUCUUCAACAAGGCCAAAGAAGCGUUAGACAGCCACGGCUCCCAUGGCACAACCUUCCCGGGUCAACAGCAGCAGCAACCUCAGAACCAGCAACCCAUCCAGAGCGAUCGACCGUCUAGCAUACAAGCUCCGGCGCAAGCAGAUGUGACACGAUACCGAUACCACCAUGGUGCUAAUCUAGGCUCCGUGUUCAUCCUCGAACGCUGGCUUUGCGGGUCUAUGUUCCCCGAGCACGCCCAAGGUUCCAGUGAAUUAGCCGCCGUCACCGCCUGGAUCCAUCAAGAAGGUCCUGACAAGGCUCGGGAACGCUUCGAGCGUCACUGGCAUGAGUACGUGAGCGAUGCGGAUCUGGACUGGCUUCGAGACGCCGGUCAUUGCACAACUGUCCGCUUACCGAUCGGUUACUUCUCGCUUGGUCCGCCGUACUGCGAAGGCACGCCUUUUCAGCCUGUGGCGGCAGUCUACCAGAAUGCCUGGGCCGCCGUAAAGCAGCUCGUGCAGAGGUGUCAUCAGCGUGGCGUCGGUGUGUUGAUCGAUCUGCAUGGCUUGCCAGGCGGUGCAAAUGCACAAGAUCACUCCGGCACGAAUUUUGGUAAGGCGGAAUUAUGGGGCUCACGCCGGCACCAAGAUCUUGCGACCCGCUGCUUAUGCUUCAUCGCUCAGGAAGCGCGGGGGAUGGACGGGGUGGCAGGAGUGCAGAUCAUCAACGAAGCAGAGGGGAAUGCUAGAGGCAUGUAUGAAUGGUACGAUCAUGCGCUGAAGGAGCUCUCAUCAAUCGAUCCUACAAUGCCCGUCUACAUCUCGGACGCGUGGGAUCUCAAUAGAGCUGCCAGCUGGACUCAAGCCCGCAACAGCCUGGCUGCUGGUAACGUAAGUCCGGUCGUGGUGGACACUCAUCUCUACUGGUGUUUCUCCGACGCAGACAAGGCCAAGUCUCCGCAGCAGAUAACACAAGAAGUCGGUGGCAAGCUCUCCGAACUCGACGGCAAAGACGGUAGCGUCGUCGACCAUGGCGCCGCUCAGACUAUCAUCGGCGAGUACAGCUGCGUGCUUGACGGCUCAACCUGGGACAAAUCGCGAGGCGCACCCAAAGAGCAACUCGUACGCGGCUUCGGCAACGCAGAGUCCGCACGCUUUCAGCAGCGAGCUGGCGGCUCGUUCUUUUGGACGUACCGCAUGGACUGGAUGCCGGGCGGUGAAUGGGGCUUUCGGCAGAUGACGGAGCAGCAUGCCAUCGUACCUCCCAGCUCUCUGACACUACCGGCGAAUGAUGUCCAGGGUCGUAUCCAGGCCGCACAACAGCAGCUCGCACAGCGAAAGCAGGACAAUGUAGGCGCACAUUGUCAUUACUGGGACAGCAAUCACCCGGGUCAAUACGAGCACUGGCGAUACGAGCAAGGCUGGGACGUUGGGUACAAUGAUGCCAUGGCGUUCUUCGGCAUGCGGAAUCAGAGUGGACUGCAAGGUGGCGACAAGAUCGGCAUGCUGGAUCUAUGGUGUCUGAAGCGGCUACGUGAGAGCGGUCAAGGUGGCAAGUUCGUUUGGGAGUUCGAGCAAGGCUUGCGACAGGGCGUUCGGAGCUUGUAUGAGGCUGUCGGCGUCUAAGCCAAUGACUCGCGAGGAUGCCUUGUGGGCGACCAUCAAUGCAUUUACGCCCCAAGCUUACAACAUUGCCGCUCAAGCACUUCGUUAUCACAAUCCGUAUGGACUCUAACAUUACCCGGGGCGAUAACGCCAUGCGCCGUCGCUGAACAUUGUUGCAAUUGACAACAAUCGUCACGGGUCAUCAUUCGUCGACGUCCAUCUCCUCCACGCCACCAUCUCUGGUAAGCCUUUGCUUUCGCUUGGUCUUGAUCCUCUGCUUCUCCUGCUUCUGCACCUCCUCCAACUCUGCUUCGUCCCUCUCCUCCAAUUCCAUCUCCUCUUUCUCCGCCAACUUGCUCUCCUCCAGCACCUCCUCCA
Baudoinia panamericana UAMH 10762 is the source of this 2213-nucleotide messenger RNA. Its product is annotated as glycoside hydrolase family 5 protein. The record is from RefSeq and is a predicted model, not a curated record. The coding region runs from base 243 to 1856 and encodes 537 amino acids. Gene Ontology annotation, cellular component: extracellular region; cell surface. Gene Ontology annotation, biological process: glucan catabolic process. Gene Ontology annotation, molecular function: glucan endo-1,6-beta-glucosidase activity. The transcript has a single exon. NCBI's taxonomy places the organism in Eukaryota, Fungi, Ascomycota, Dothideomycetes, Mycosphaerellales, Teratosphaeriaceae.